CCCACCAGCACUCCCAGGUCAUUUCCAGCAGGGCUGUGCUCCAUGCUUACAUCCCCCAGCUUGUACUGAUACUAGAGGUUGCCUUGACCUAGAUGCAGACUUUGUACUUGGCUUUGUUGAACCUCAUGAGGUUCUCCUGAUCCCAUUGCUCAGCCUGAGUCUCCCUGCAUGGCAUCCCAUUCCCCAGACACGUCAACUGCACCACACAGCUUGGGGUCAUCUGCAAACUUGUGGUCCAUUUCAAGCACUUCUACACUUUCCACACUGCGGAAAGGUCCUUGUAAUUUAAAGCAAACAGCAUCUGACAUUUGGGCAUUCGAUUCCCUUUGGCUUCCAGGAGAUCAGACUAAAACCUUAAGAAUACUUCUGUUAGGCACAAGAGCCCAGGAAAAGAAACUUCUGGGAUUAUUUUCUUCUCUUAUAAGGAUGUAAGGACUAAAUCUGAAGCUGAAACAACAAAGUAAAUAAGUAAUUCACAGAAGCUCAACCAACACACCCUGCAUAGAGCAGGAGCUGGCCUUGAUGAUCCCUAUGGGUACUUUCCAUCCUGGACACACUAUGAUUCCACGAUUCUUCUCAGCCACAAGACACAGAAAAACAUCCUAAAGGAGGAAAUCUCAACUUCUCCAGGCCACCUGAGGUCCUUCGGGGCCUCCCUGAUAAAAAGAUCUUCUGCAGCAUGAGGACAAAAGCUAUUUUUAGCGUUAUUUCCAUUGAGGAUUGCCGCUGUCGUCCUGGCACCCUAUCAGGGCCGUUUUCCCCCUCAGGCAGCACGGAGGCGGCGGGUCCAACCCACACCUGCACCUCGCACUGCGCUGCCCUCAGGGAAAGAUUUUUCAAAGCCUUCACCCGGGCUCAGCCCACAGCCACCCUCUCCUGCACCCCGUGGACGCCAACUCGCCGCUUUAUUCCACUUUUACACGCUCCCGAGGGAGCUACGCCCGAAGUUGUGCAAGAGGGAGAGGUGGGCGUAGAGGCGCGUAAAACCCCAGCGCUGCCAUCGCUGUCACCUCUGCGCCAAAGGGCGGGAAAGCGCCCCGUUCGCGCCCCCCCCACAAGCAGCGGAGCCGAAUUUGCGCAUGCGCAGCACCGCCGGGGGCCGCGGCCGCCCCGCUGUGAGGAGGGCGGGCGGUGGUGAGCGCUGGGUUGGGUGUUACUUGUCCUGCUGCGCGGUUAUUCUCUGAUUUAUACACGCUUCCAAACCGGCUGCGAGAGGAAUCGGUUCGUCUCUUCUUUUCUCGCGGGUGGCUUUCUCCUGUGGGGCUGUCUUCACCUCAGGGACGGCACCCUUCUUCCCCCGCAGACUGAAGGGAGAGACGUUCCUGAGGGGAGAGCGGUCCUCCUUCCCCCGCCGCUGUGGGACGGGGAUCCCCGUGCCCGCUCCCCCCUCAGGCUGAGCCAAGCUGAGGGCAAAGACCUCUCAGCUGCAAGCAGGCAGUAAGGCUGGAGCGGAGCGAACUCCUCUUUCCAGUCACUCAGCGAGUGAGGACUGUGGCCAUGGCUGCGGGCGGCAUCUGGACGUCGCUGGGACUGAUGGCAGCCGUCGUGGCGACCGUGGGCCUGUGCCGGAGUUUGGCUCAUCGCCGCCUGCACAAACACCCACGCCUUUGCUCGUUCCUCCUGGAGCUGCUGAGCACCUUCCAGGUGUGCGCCUGCACCAACGAGCUCAGCCUGCUGGGCAACACGGAGCCCAGGCCGCACACCGCCCUCACCCUCACCUACGGCUUCACCGUCCUGCACGGCUUGACGCUGCCCGGCAGCACGUGCAACCCUUGUGGCACCCUGCAACCCCUGUGGGGUGGACGGACCUCAGUCAGGGCGAGGGGACUGAUGAUCAGUGCGCAGUUCGUCGCUGCAGUGUUGGCCAGGGUCUUUAUGCACUUUAUCUGGAGGUUGGAGAUGGCAGAAUCCCAUCCGGGAGCGCUCACUCAGGGUUGUGGCAACCCCAUGCAGACAACGGAGGUGCAGGCGUUCUGCAUAGAGCUGCUGUUCUCUGUCGUUUUCCAGUUGACCAUCCUGCAAGUGGAAAACAUUAAGCCCAGCUACAGAGUCCAUGCGGUUGCUCUCCUCAUCACCAUGCUGGUGUUUGCAGGUGGAAAUCUUACAGGAGCAAUAUUUAACCCAGCGUUGGCUUUUUCAUUACAUCCACAUUGUUUCUAUGACAGAUUUCUUAUUUAUUCACUGGUAUAUUGGAUAGCACCAUGCUUAGGUACAGUACUUGUGGCUUUUGUAUGGAAAUCCUUUCUUGGACACCAGAAGACACUAAAAUCUGAAUUAUAGUAGGACUACAUUGAAAGAAGUAUUUCCAAACAAGUUAACAUGCAGCCACUUCCAAAUGAAAUGAGGCUUUCAGAAAAAGCGUUUACAUAGACUUCCAUACCUCUUUUCACUUGUGUUUUCAGAUUUCAUGUAUUGAAAUUUCACUUACAGCUUUGUGUUCAAAACCUUCCUUUGUAACACUAGAUCAGAUCAGAGAAUACCUACCAGCAUUUCAGUUAAGCCAUAUGAAUGCGAAAGACUGUUAGAACACUGAAACUUUGUCACUUUAGCCGUAAGUGCCAUUUGCUGACCUGAAUUACAGUGGCAUAUAAAACUUAAGUUUAGAUAAAUUCCAGACCUUUCGGGGUUUGAUUUUAUUGGAUUUCUUCAUGUAGACAGCAGCUGCAGAAACAAAACUGAAGAUUUCCCUCUGUAGUGACCUCAGCAGUCCCUUUCAAGCUACGUACAAACCUCUGAGAGGAAAAAAGACUGAUUUGUUUUGUGAUCCCUAGAAGAACUGACACAGCUCUAUUCUAGAGGUGACCUACAGCAAAAGUACAAACCUGUAGGACCAGCAAUGUUUUAAUAGUAAAGUGCAGGUAAGUAGUCCUUCUCUUCCUUUCAGGAAGGUUCUACCCCACUGUCUCACUGCAGUCUAUUGAAUGUUUACCUUGAUUGGGAAGAGCAAUAAUAAAGCAGCAAGUUUUGUAGUCACACAGCUAAAAGUGCAUUAUAAGUAAAAAAAAAAAACAAACUUUAUCCCAGAUUGCACACACAGAAACAGAUACAUUGCGUAGGGAUGAAUCACAUGGAAUUUGAUGCAUCCUUGAUGUUAUGCAACCCUGACCAGAUGUUCUUGAAAUAAAUGCAUUUGCAAUAUA
Messenger RNA from Phasianus colchicus (ring-necked pheasant), 3140 nucleotides. RefSeq names its product aquaporin 11 (gene AQP11). NCBI's taxonomy places the organism in Eukaryota, Metazoa, Chordata, Aves, Galliformes, Phasianidae. Gene Ontology annotation, cellular component: cytoplasm; membrane. Gene Ontology annotation, biological process: transmembrane transport. Gene Ontology annotation, molecular function: channel activity. The record is from RefSeq and is a predicted model, not a curated record.